Molecule: messenger RNA, 2047 nt
Organism: Thamnophis elegans (Western terrestrial garter snake)
Lineage: Eukaryota; Metazoa; Chordata; Lepidosauria; Squamata; Natricidae
Product: zinc finger protein 691-like
Exons: 4
Coding region: 747-1745 (332 amino acids)
Biological process (GO): regulation of transcription by RNA polymerase II
Molecular function (GO): RNA polymerase II cis-regulatory region sequence-specific DNA binding; DNA-binding transcription factor activity
Source: RefSeq, a predicted model, not a curated record
CUGUGGAGCGGAGCGUGGUUGGGAGAGUUGGGGGGAGAGGCAACCGAGGCUGUCCGGAGGGGAUGACCGGGGAGCCAGCAGGGAUUUGGGGCAAGUUUCCUCUCUCGGAGGGCCGCAACUUGAAGGGGCUCCAAAUGGAAGGCUCCGGGGGCCGCUGGGGCAUCGAUGAGAGGCGCCUGGGAGGGGUAGGCCGCCGAGGCGGCGGCGGCAGACGAGGCGAGGAACAGCAACAGCAACCCCGGCCUAGCUGUGGGGCGGCGGAGGGGCUCGUCCAGGGCUUGAGGCUCCACCUGGUUCCCCCGAGGGGCAGAAAGGAAGCGCCUCUUCCCAGGAGGAAGUCAAAGAGGCCGGGUCUUUUCUUAACGGGGAGGAUGAGCUGAGGGGCAGCCCUCGUUCCUUUCCCGGUUCUCUCCGGGCAGAAGCCUCCUUCCAUCCAGGCCCUUCUUCCCCAAAAGGUAACGCCCUACUACGGCUUCAACCGUCUCUUUGCUUAGGCCGGCCUUGGCGUCCCUUCUCAUGGCAAGUUGGGGAUGGUGGGGUUGGAAGGGGAAAAAAUCCAUCUGGUUCAGUAAAAAGCUGGGAGAUAAAAGACGCUGGAAAAGACAACAGGGAGGCUGAUUGGAAAGUGGGUUUUAUUUUUAUUUUUUUUAAAGUCAGUUUUUAUUUUAUUUUCUUACGUAAAAAAAUUCCCAUUUCAAUUUAACAGUCUGGGUGCAUCCAUUCUGAAAGAUUUCAUUGCUGUAACGAUGCCACCAAGGAAACGUCGGGCGAUUGGCCAAGUGCAGUCAAAGGCCAAGAAAAUGAAACACCAGCGUAGACAAGAAACUCCCGAGGAGAGGAAGAGGAGACUUGCGACGCAGCGCGCGCGAGCUGCUACAUCUAGAGCUUCAGAGACAGUGCAUCAGCGUGAGGCCCGACUACAAGAUAACAGAGAUCGAGCCAGACGAUCACGGAUGGCGCGACAUUUAAGCUUAGCAUUGGAAGGAUUCCACUAUGAUGCACAUAAGGACUACUCACAGCAGGCAGCGAUGGCUGAAUCUUCUGCAGUUGGCAAGUUAACAUUGGCUGAACCAUUCCUUAAAAAGGUGUCAAACUGUAACAGUGGUGCAUCACCGUCCCAGAAGCAUCUCUCAGCCUUUAAACCCGAACCUCUCUGCAUAGAUGAAAACCCUGCAAUUAUGCCAGCAGAGGGCAAGGACAAAGAAUGCACUGUGAAUACUACCAUCUUUGGCCUGGAUGCCAGUCAGUGUUUUCACUGCCUGAUUACCUUCCCUGACGAGAAAUUCAAGGAACGGCAUAUGAAGCGAGAACAUCCAGAGGAAUUCAUUCAGGCCAAUUUGCAGGAUGCCCUGUUUCUCUGCUUCGUCUGUAAAAAGGCUUUCCAGAGUUCCCAAGCACUUACCUGCCACCAGCGAGGCCAUGCCUCGCCCUCGCCCUCCGAUUGCAGUGACGGCUUGCGCCCCACUUUUGACUGUCCUGACUGUGGCCGCCGUUUUGACCAGCUGGCCAACUACCAGCAUCACCGCCUAGGCCACACGGCCAGCUGCAGCUUGCCUCAUCAGUGCCCCUAUUGCAGCAAAAGUUACCGGCAGAUUUCCAGCCUGCGUCAACACCUGGCUUUCCACGGGCAGACCCAGGUGUUGCUACCCUCCCGGCCCUACUCCUGCACGGAGUGUGGGGGGAGCUUCAGCCACGAGGCAGGUCUGCACGACCACUACAUCCGCCAUGCUCGUGGGGAGCUCUAGCGGCAGCACUACCAGUCCCUCUGCUUCCUGAACCUGAGUGGGGAAUGGAAGGCCAUGUGCAUUGUUGUCUGGGAUGGAGAGCUAGAUUCCUUUUGGGGGGCGGUUGUGGGGGGGAGGGAUACAGGGCACAGUCUUUGUCCUUAGAAAAUGCUGUGGCUGCUUAUGUUCCCCUUAGAAAAAUUGCUCAGAAUCUGUAAAGAAGCAUUUCCCCGACUCAUCUUUUUUCAACCUUAGCAGCUCUUAAGGGGUGCGGACUUCAGCUCUCAGAAUUCCUCAGCCAGCCUAUAAAAUAGUCCUUGCCU